CAUAUAUAAAAAUUGGCGGUCGUCUUCUGCCUCGCGAGCAGUCGACUUCCUACUUCACAAAAAUGUCGGAAAGAUUGACGACAGUUUCAUUCGGAUUUUGAGUUUUCUUGUCGAGUUUUUGGAUAUAUUUCCGUUCACGCCGAAAAACUUUGGGGAUAGAAUUGCGAGCUUGCCGUUUGUUCGCGUUUGCCUGCUGAGUGGACCUCGUUUUAUCGAUUUAACUUUAUUUAUCAUUAUUUUUAUGUAAAAAAAAAAAAAAUGGCGUGCCAAACGGGUUUCCAGAAAAAGAACGGCGAAUAUUUGUGGUUUGCUCUUCUUGGGCUGGGCUUUCAGCCCGAAAGUCAUCUCUCGUUUUUUGCCACGGAGGCCACCGCAAAACACACGAACCUGGGACCGAAUAUGUUUGACAAACCCAACAAGGAUGCCUUCCUCGUUGUCAUCCAUUUCCUGCUGGAAAAACUCAACCCAACACGAUUUCACCAGACGUACAAAUAUUGCUUUCCUUUGGUGAGCAGCAAACAAGAUGCUGAAUUUCGCAAGGAGACCUGCUUUUGGCUUCGAGAAAUAAUGGAUGAAACUGGAUAUCCAGGCUCCAAAGUUCUCAUGUCGCUGCUGCUCUCGCCCGGAGGUCCCAAAUUCACCAGCUUGAUGGUCCAUCUCGCCAUGCACGUCAUGCUCCAGGAAAUGAAAACAUUCGCCGUCGACGGGAGCUGGGUGCCGGGUGCUGCCGCCGAGCCGGCCUCGUCGCUCCACACGGCCGCCAGGAGACUGGACCUGAUCAAGAAAAGGUUUUUGCGGGAGGUCGUCCACCAGCGUUGCUUCCUUCAGGACGAGCACAAAAGAGCCCAGAGUGUCGGGAAUUCUCUGCGUGACCUCGUGGCCGAGAGUAGCAAGUACAACGAAUUACUCAAAAAGCACGUGGCCGACGGUGUCCCCGAGGAGGAGUCUCUGGCCGAUAAAACUGAACUGGUUCGAUCCCUGUGGUCGUCCGUGGGCGCGACGCUGUCGACGACCGAGCAAAAACGAAAGGUGUUGGAAAGCGUGCUGGGAGGAGAGGCGGACCAGUACGCCUUGGACGGCGCGGGGUGGCGCCUUGGAGUUCCCCGGUGCCUGUUCAAGAGGUUGGAGCGGCCUUCGCAGCAGUUGCGCUCGGGGAAGGUGUACGUGGACGGUCAGCUCAACUUGCUGUGCGCCCUGGAGCUGUUCACCCACUCUCUGCGCCUCCUGAAAGACGAGCGGGGCGAGUCCCCGCCGGACCCCGCCUGGUCGGGCCCGUCGCAGUUGCGGGAGCGGUGGCGGCGGCUGCUCCGCCGCUCGCAGGAACUGCAGCUCCUCAGACUGAAGAUUUCCAUGGAGGAGAUUCCGGAGGUGAGGAGCGACAUCAGCGAACUGGCGGCGCAGUCAGACGACAAGUGGUCGGACGUGCCUUUCGUGUCGCUGCUCGACGACCAGCUGGCGAGUGGCUUUCUCUCCCCGUUGGCUCGCUCUCAACCGUCGUUCGAUGCCGGCGACGCAAACGACGUUUUCUCCCGGUUCCCGGCGAAGCUUCCCGGUGAGCGGCCCUCCGUCGACUUUUGCGGCUCGCCGAAGUUGGGUCGUAAUGUUUCCUGUUGCUUGCGCAAACCUCCAGAGAACUCUUCACCGUGUCCUCCGGCGGAGGGCGAGAGGGGAACUUCCUCCGACUCCGAAGGGGGCCGUCGCGCCGCAGCCGCAGAAGAAGAAGAAAGCCUGCGGGGGGCCGCGGCCGCCGAGUCGUCCCCGUCCGCCUCUGCUCUGGAACGGCUCGCGGACGCGUCUCCGCCUCCUGUGAGGGCUGCCGACAAGGCCAAGAAGCAAAAUCUAGACGUGGAAUGUGAUGACCUCGCCGACCAGUUUGCAGAUGCCGUAGCCGCGGCCAGUCCGACGACGGGCAGCCCGGCACGUUCGGAACUUGGGGGACUUCUCGGCGUCCUUCGUGGGGAUCCCUUCAACACCAGGAAGCCGCUCGCUCGCACAACGGAGACUUUAAGUGAGUCGCUUGCGAAGGCGCUGGGGGAAGACGACGCAGCCAAACGUGACAGCGGCGUGGCCGGAAGCUCGGCCGGCACCCCCAAAGGCAAUCGGCGGUCGUUGUGGGGCAGCGUCUGCCCCUCGAGCCCCUUCAGCCUCUUGCAAGAAACUCUGCCAGAACUCCCCAGCGUGGAGACACUGCUGAGCUUCAACGACGACGACGACGACGAGGAAGACCGAUCGAUCGCCGUCCGCUCCCCGCAAGGGGACGAGUCGGCGCCUGAUCGUUUUCUAUCUGCCGGUGACCUUCCGGCUUGGAGCAGCGAGCGACCGUCGCCGCCUGCCUUUUUUUCACUGGAUCUGGACGCACUGGAUGCCGUAUGCUGACCUCCCCACUGAAGACGCAGCGGCACCGGUUCUCCCCUGUGGGCGAUAAAGCCCCAUCCGUGACACGUGUCCGUGUUGCAUCGCGUCAAAAUGCAAGAAAUUCCCUUUGGCUUGGACACGUCCACCCACUCCGCCUUCUGUUCUUCGUUUCAGCUUACACGGCUGCCGGUUGAAAUAUCCUCCGGAACCCCAUUUUCCAUAUUGACGCCUCUUUAACAUCCCUUAAUUGGCAUGCUUUCUGACUACAAGUUGCGAUGUAAAUAUAUGUAUUUAAAAUGGGAAUUCAGUGACGUUUGUUUUCUAGUUUUAGUGAAUAAACUCUUCUAAUUACA
Molecule: messenger RNA, 2708 nt
Organism: Syngnathoides biaculeatus (alligator pipefish)
Lineage: Eukaryota; Metazoa; Chordata; Actinopteri; Syngnathiformes; Syngnathidae
Gene: haus6
Product: HAUS augmin-like complex, subunit 6
Exons: 13
Coding region: 259-2376 (705 amino acids)
Biological process (GO): spindle assembly
Cellular component (GO): mitotic spindle microtubule; HAUS complex
Molecular function (GO): microtubule binding
Source: RefSeq, a predicted model, not a curated record